Molecule: messenger RNA, 3366 nt
Organism: Miniopterus natalensis
Lineage: Eukaryota; Metazoa; Chordata; Mammalia; Chiroptera; Miniopteridae
Source: RefSeq, a predicted model, not a curated record
AUGUGGCCCGAAGCUGAAGGACACCCGCUGGUGGCCAAGCCAUGCGCUCUGCACUCUGGAAUGGACCUCGGGACAAUGGAGCCCGACGAGGACUACCAGUCCCCCUUUGAUUUUGCUGCCGGGGUGAACAAAGAGUACUUGUACCUGUCUCCCAGCGGACACCCAUCGCCCCCUGGAUCGCCUGUUCUGCAGAAACUUGAACAAGGUCUGCUGAGAACAGACUCAGCGCCCGAGGCCGGAGAAGAUGUUGCUGCUACCAUCGGUGCCACGGAGACCCUGUCUGAGGAUGAACAAGAAGAGCUCAGGAGAGAGCUUGCAAAGGUAGAAGAAGAGAUUCAGACCCUCUCUCAGGUGUUAGCAGCAAAAGAGAAGCACCUGGCAGAGAUCAAGCGGAAACUCGGGAUCAAUUCCCUCCAGGAGCUCAGGCAGAACAUCGCCAAAGGGUGGCAAGACGUGACCGCGACGCCUGCCUACAAAAAGACAUCUGAAACCUUGUCUCAAGCCGGACAGAAGGCGUCGGCUGCUUUCGCAUCGGUGGGAUCAGUCAUCACCAAGAAGCUGGAAGACGUAAAAAACUCUCCAACUUUCAAGUCAUUUGAAGAGAAGGUUGAAAACUUAAAGUCUAAAGUAGGGGGGACCAAGCCUGCCGGUGGUGACUUCGAAGACGUCUUGAAUUCGACUGCGAAUGCCAGCGCCACGGCCACGGAGUCUCUCCCAGAACACACGCAGGAGGGCCCGUGAGGUCCUGCCUCUGCCCUGCCACCCACUGCCAGAUGCUGCCAGCGAGACCAAGCACAUCUUGUCAACGUUCAUUGCCGUGAAUUCCCACCCCAUGUGCUUUUAUUUAGCCUAACUUAUUCCUUUGACCAAGUAGUCUAUGGGUUGAACAAAAUAAAAAUAUCUCCACCUCUGUUCCUGGGAAGCACCUUCGCCGUGCAUUUCUGGCCCUUGAUUUAGGAAGCGCCACUACAAAAACACGUGGUACCUGGGGACCCUCACUAGGAUGAUCGGAGAAGUGGCAGGUUGUCAUCAUGGUUUCCCUCCUUUCCCCCAUCGCUCUGGAUCUGGGAUGCCAGUUUGAUUUUUGUCUUCUAUAUGAUUUUCUUUUUCUCCUUUUUUGAACCUCUGUAUAUUUGAUUUCUAAAUACAUUGUUCCUUUAAAUUUUCUGAAUCCUGGUUAUUAAAAGUCUUGACAUAAUUUUCUUUACCUCCAAGGGAAGAACUAUCAGCUACAAAACUUGUUUUUGAGUAGACACUGUUUUGGUGUAAGGUUGUCUGAUAUCUUGGGCAUCUGAAGACAGCAGACUAAGUACGUCAGCUCUAUACCCACUUGUUACAGUUUGUAAGUGACAAUAUCUACAGUAGUAAAUUCAAACUCCUUAGUGACUGGAGAAUGGAACCCUCACGUCCUUGUCACCGUUUAUGACAGUAAUCAUUUCAGUGGGCUGGUUCUUAUGCCACUUACAGCAACCUAUUUUUCAGCAGAUUACAUUUGAGUUUCAGGGUAAACUGCAGAGUAAUAUUCUAAAUCAAGCACAUUGUCUUCUCAGUAGGUGGAUAUAGGAACACUCUCGUCAGACAUUCAAUUCAAAAGCUGGAAAGUUUUUUAGAUCUAGUUAGAGGUAAAAAUGCUAAAAUCAGUCACAUUAGGGAAAACAUUCCAGUCUUCAUAUAAUUCAUUUAGCACCAUUUAAAAAUAAGUAAAAUAAAACAAAACUAAAAAGCACACAGAGUUAUCUAAUAUAAUUUGAAAAAAUUUUAUACUGAGAGGUUGAUGAUAACUCCAGAGGAUUUAACGCAUUGACAAAAAUCACCUCACCAUUUGCUACUUCCAUGUUUUCAGUGUGUUAAGAAUUACUAAAUGAUUCUGUAGAUGUUGCCCCUGCUUCAAACACUGAGUGUCAGGGCCGAGUGCACCAAAGCCUCUAGAAGGAUCGGCAUGGAGGCCACAGUGCUCUUUUCAUUCUAAUAGCUACUCGUGCAUUAAUUACCACUACCUUUUCCUUCUGCUGUGUAUGGUUAUGGCCUACAAUGUUGUAUUUGUUAUUUAUCAAGUUGUGAUUGUUUUGUUAUUGUCUAUGCCAAAUGUUCAUUGCCAAGCUUGGAGUGACCCAAAGCGUUUUUAAAAAGCAUGGCUAGAUUUACUUCAGCAGAAAUUAUCUUAUGAAAACCACAUUUGAAAAUUCAUAGGUGUUGACUCUUCUAAAAUAACAUGCUGCUGGCCUUGAUUAUUAGAGCUUCUUAGCACUUUAGAUGCAAUUGAAACUCUGCUCUACUACACGUGAAAAUCUUAAUAAAUUUUGUAUACCAAUAGUAUAGGUCUCAACAUUUAUUAUGAGACCAGUGGUCUGCAAACAGCUUGUAUUAAACAAUCAACAGGUGUCUAUGCUUAAAAAAAGGGGGCAUUUUUUUACCAUCUGCUUUAAAUCACUGCUUAAUGGUAUCAGACUAACUUCAUAAAUUAUUUCCUUAUGGAGGAUUUAAGGGGAAAGUCGUUGAAGCAUUGUCCCAGAGGAGUGGAUCUGUAGAAAUCUGUGUUUUUUUAAAAAAUAGAAAUAUUGUGGUUACUUAGCAUAACUGUUAAGUUAUAUUUUUCUACCAACUAUGUCACCUUUCAAUUUGUUAUCACAAUAUGUUUUCAUCAUAUUGUUUCUUGAGCAUCCUGGAGUCACUAUCUUUUCAACAAGGUAAAAUGAAAUAAGAUGGCAGUUUUUUUAGUUAAGUGAAAUAUUCUCAAAUCUCUUUAGUUUAUGGGGAGAAGUAACAGAAAUGGGGGUGGAAAAUGGGAUGGGUGUAUGUGGGUAUUGGCAAUGGCUGUGAAAGAAGAAAUCAGAAAAUCAUUACACUUAAUCUAAAAAUGAGUUAAUCUACGGUAUAGUAAGUUGCCUCUUAAAAGAAGUAGUCAAAAGUAGGGAGGAGGGCGAAUUUAGAAAAAUAGACAUGGAUUUAGAAAUAUUAUUCAAAAUGGUCUUUGUGGAAGAUUCAAUGUCAUGAACUCAGUUACACUCUAUUGUGUUUUGUGUUUGACACUUUAAGAAAACAGCAAUUUGAGAGCAAACUCUCAGAUAUUCAAGGAUUCAAGAAGUGUCAGAGAAGAAAAUAACCCCUGAAAUUGUCCCCUUCUUACAAAGGAAUGCCUUUGGUUUAUGGAGUUUGUGGGAAAGAAAACAAGAAUUCUUAUGCUUGUGAGGCCAAAGUAAUCAAUGGAAGAGAGUACAACUCACUGGAUUAUCUUAGUAAUUCAAAUAGAGAAAAAAGCAUGUUUAAUUUCGAAUCACUAUUUCUGGAUCUGUUAAUCAAGAAAUGCACACUGUCUAUUUUUCUUUUGUAUAGUAUUUGAAAACAAUAAAAAGUCUAUAAUUUGGG